GCCCAGACCACCACCAUCUCUCGCUCUCGCUCUCGCUCUCACUCUCUGUCUCUGUCUUUCUCUAUCUCUCUGUCUCUCAGGUAUGAUCUGGUCAGAGGUCAAGGAGAUCUGGGUGGAUGGUCCUAGAGAGUACGUGAAUCACCUAUGGAACGUGUUAGACUUCGGCAUGUUGUCUAUCUUCGUAGCAUCGUUCACCGCUCGGCUCAUGGCCUUCCUCAAGGCCUCCAAGGCCCAGCUGUACGUAGACCAGUUUGUGACCAACGAAGACAUCCGCAACGCGUCCCUACCUACUGAGGUUGCCUACUACACCUAUGCCAGGAAUAAGUGGCGUCCGUCGGACCCCCAGAUCAUCUCAGAGGGUCUGUAUGCCAUCGCUGUGGUGUUGAGUUUCUCCCGCAUCGCCUACAUCCUGCCGGCCAACGAGAGCUUCGGCCCGCUCCAGAUCUCCCUGGGCCGGACGGUGAAGGACAUCUUCAAGUUCAUGGUGAUCUUCAUCAUGGUGUUCGUGGCCUUCAUGAUCGGCAUGUUCAACCUCUACUCCUACUACCUGGGAGCCAAGUACAACCCUGCCUUCACCACGGUGGAGGAGAGCUUUAAGACCCUGUUCUGGUCCAUCUUUGGUCUGUCGGAGGUGAUCUCUGUGGUCCUGAAGUAUGACCAUAAGUUCAUAGAGAACAUUGGUUAUGUGCUGUACGGGGUCUAUAACGUCACCAUGGUGGUGGUUCUACUCAACAUGCUCAUCGCUAUGAUCAACAGCUCCUACCAGGAGAUAGAGACAGAUGCAGAUGUAGAGUGGAAGUUUGCUCGUGCCAAGCUGUGGAUGUCCUACUUUGACGAGGGUCGUACUCUGCCCGCUCCCUUCAACAUUGUGCCGUCUCCCAAGUCCUGGUAUUACCUGGUCCUCCGCACCAAGGCCGGCCUUGUUCACCUCUGCAAGGCCAAGGACCUUCGCCACAACAAUGAGCUGGAGAUGGGCAUGCUCAACUCACGAUUCAAGGCCAGAGGGGAGAAGACAAAGGGUGAACGCUACAUGGCCCAUGGUCGACUACGAGAGGAGUCCACUCUCAGAAAACCUAUCCAACACCCUACCAGGUACCAGAAGAUCAUGAAGCGUCUCAUUAAGCGGUAUGUUCUGAAGGCUCAGGUUGACAGAGAAAAUGAUGACGUCAAUGAAGGUGAGCUGAAGGAGAUCAAGCAGGACAUCUCCAGCCUGCGCUAUGAGCUCCUGGAGGAGAAGUCUCAGGCCACCGGAGAACUGGCUGACCUCAUCACACAACUCAGUGACAAGUUUGUGAAGAACACCACCAAAAGACCCUGAGAGAGAAGGGG
Molecule: messenger RNA, 1329 nt
Organism: Salvelinus fontinalis (brook trout)
Lineage: Eukaryota; Metazoa; Chordata; Actinopteri; Salmoniformes; Salmonidae
Product: short transient receptor potential channel 7-like
Exons: 7
Coding region: 83-1318 (411 amino acids)
Biological process (GO): regulation of cytosolic calcium ion concentration; manganese ion transport; calcium ion transmembrane transport
Cellular component (GO): cation channel complex; membrane
Molecular function (GO): inositol 1,4,5 trisphosphate binding; store-operated calcium channel activity
Source: RefSeq, a predicted model, not a curated record